Aegilops tauschii subsp. strangulata is the source of this 607-nucleotide messenger RNA. The record is from RefSeq and is a predicted model, not a curated record. NCBI's taxonomy places the organism in Eukaryota, Viridiplantae, Streptophyta, Magnoliopsida, Poales, Poaceae.
CCCCGACACCUCGGGUUCCCCUCGUCCCCUCCCACUUGCCCUCGCGCUCCCCCUCAUCCUCUCUCUCCCUCUUGCUACACUCCCCUCCUCCAGAUCCAGCCGCACCCGACGCCAUCGUCGCCAUGGUUGCCCUCGCCGACGUGGCUACACUCCUCCCCGGCGCCUGAGGACAUGUCCCUCUGCCUCGCCAUGGUCUACUUCGUAGCCUGGACCCACGAGAUCAAGCCGGAGAGCCCCACAUCGCAGGGAUCGAGCUCUCCUUCCUCCUUCGGAAGUCGCCGUUCGUCCCCGAUUUCGGCGACGUCGAUCCUCCCCGAGCCCACCUUUGCACCACUACGGGAUCCCGACCCCGAGACCGCUACUGAUGUCCCUGUGAUCGACUGCAUCGGCGACGACCCUUCUUCCCUUUCAGCGGAGCUUCCAGAUGGUGGAUCCCAGGAGUCAGAUGCCACCCUGUCGCCUACUACUUCAUGGAGGCCGUCGACGACCAGGAGUAGUUAGGAGGUCCCAGGCAGGAGGCCUUGCCUUUUCGAUCGUUGAUGUUUGUGCUAGCCUUCUUAAGGCAUCCUUGUUUAACUUAUGUCGGUACUCAGAUAUUGUUGCUUCC